AUGGAAGCCAGAGAACAGGCUUUGCGCGAUCAUCCGGAUGACGACUUCAAAUAUGGUGUCGGUCGAUUCUGGAAAAUUCUCCCAACACGUCCUUACAUGAACUCUCGUCUUGAUUACAGGGCUGCCCUGACCUUCGUCAGGAAUGUUGAAUCAGUUCAAGUGCAGUUCGAUACCCUCAUGGAGAACCUGCUUGCCGCGGCGACAACAUUGGAUCCAGAGAUCUCGGAUGAGGAAUGCUACGAUUUUUUGAAGUGGUGGGCAACAUCCGCCAACAACCCCCGGUACGAUUGGGGUGACGAAACCCUGCCAUAUCUGGACAUCAAAGGUGCCAAUCCACUUGAGCCGGUCGACUUUUUCCUCCGUGGAACAUCAAAUCUUUCGCACAUAGUUUCCCUGGCUCUCAUCAAAGUCAAACUGUAUUCCAUCCUGCUCUUCACUCAUGGAGCCAAUGGAGCAUAUGAAACGGCGACAGAAGAGCACCGCAAGAUGCUGGAUGAGAUGAUGGAUGAGAUGAUGGAACUCAAGGAUUCAACAAUCGCUAGAAAUCCGCACGUCGCCAGCCUGACAUGUCUCGAAGCUGAACCCGAAAUUAAGAAUAUGAAGGCUCAGAUUCGUCAAUUGUAUGAAAUUGUCAACAAAGCGAACCCGUACUUUUGGCCGGAGCUUCUUGAUCCUGAUGAGAAUUUGAAUGCUGCGCCUUCAAUGUACUCGCCUGGAAGUAAGGAGGAGAUGCAAGCGACCAUUAUGUGGACCUGGCAAGCGUGGAAUGAGACCUUUGGCGCGAUUAGAGUCAUUUAUGCGAUAGUCAACGGCAAUGAAUUCUAG
Penicillium vulpinum is the source of this 825-nucleotide messenger RNA. RefSeq lists its product as uncharacterized. Lineage: Eukaryota; Fungi; Ascomycota; Eurotiomycetes; Eurotiales; Aspergillaceae. The transcript is spliced from 2 exons. The coding region runs from base 1 to 825 and encodes 274 amino acids. The record is from RefSeq and is a predicted model, not a curated record.